Penaeus monodon (black tiger shrimp) is the source of this 1237-nucleotide messenger RNA. RefSeq lists its product as uncharacterized. Lineage: Eukaryota; Metazoa; Arthropoda; Malacostraca; Decapoda; Penaeidae. The record is from RefSeq and is a predicted model, not a curated record.
CACUGACAACAAAUAUUAAGAACCCUAAAAGGGAUUCAGUAGAAAGUACAAAUGAUAGCAAGAAUACCUAUAUUUCUGAUGUAGUAAACAAAGUAGAAUAUGGUUUAGAAGAUUUAGAUUGUUCCGCUGAUAAAGAGACCAAUGAAAGAACAUGUUCAAAAGGGAGUAGACUUCCAUCUGAUGUCAGAACUAAAGCUAAAGUAGCUGAUUUCAAAGAUGGUGAUUUAGACAGUGAAUUAAGUGUGAUGACACAUAAUGAAAAGUUGAAGUCUGGUGGAUCUGAGAAAAGUGGUGAAGGAGAAUCUAUUGAUGAUCAUUUUGAGGAAAGUAGGGUGGAUGAAUUAAAAGGAAAAAAUAGAGACAUAUCUGUGUUCAGUUGGGAGUGUGGUAAGAUGACUUGUAGAAGAAGCGAAAGAAUACAGGGGAGAGAUGGAAUGGUAAAGAGUCCUAAUGAAGGAAGUGAAAGUAAAACUGAAGCUGUAAUAAGCCCUUGCCAAAAGUUGCCAGAAAGCAAAAUGGAAUAUAAUAAAGACAUACAGUGCAAGAAAAGUGGUGCUAAAAGACAGUUAGUAAAGGAUAAGACAAGUGACAUUCUCAGGAGGAAAAAGUACAAAGAAAAGAGAGGAAAUUCUCCCAAAAACAGCCCAGAGGAUUUGAAUGAGAAUAUAAUGGACAUCGAUGAUGAUGAUGACCUUCCUGAUCUGACUGUUUGCCAAGCUGUAAAAGAAACACCAAAAGUAGAAAUUAAGGUAAAUGAUCUGAUUUGGACUUUGCAUAGAGGUUUGUGGUGGCCUUCUUAUGUGAAACAAGAAUAUGCUCGAGAAAAGAGAGUUUCAGUGUUUUUCAUUGGAUGUGACCAGGCCGUUGCAAUCAAAGUGAAUAAGAGAAAUACAAGACAAUUCUUCAGUGACCAUAUUCCUUCAUAUGUGAAGAAGUCUGCACAAGGUCUUUUAGAGGCCUUCCAGCUUUGCAAAUCUUAUUCUCAGUUGCGGGAAAAUAGAAGUGAUAUUACACCACAUUUUUACUUCAGUCUUCCUGUAGAGGAACAAAAUGCCCUGAUGAACACAAACACAACUUCGACUGCAGAUGAACAUUCGCCAGAUGUUUCUAGGAAAGAGUAUAUCUGGUACAGAAGAGACACCAAAGCUACGUAAAAGACAUUCACUUAUCAGAUGCAUGGAAAGCGAAGAAAAAGGAAAUACUGCAAGUAAAGAAGUAAGUUUAAUCACGUUAGAUA